GCCUCACAUCAGUUUAAUGAGCUCGUUCUAAAUGAACUUCGACAAAGGUUUUCGAUCCCAAGAGCCAGAGGAACCAUUCGCAGCGUAGCAAGCUCCUGUCUAAAAUGCAAGAGAUGGAACACGAAACCUAUGCAACCUCAGAUUGAUGCACCAGAAGCGAUUACACCAUUUCAUUUCAUUCUGGGCUCCUCUUCGGUCGUACCAUGGACCACGUCGCUGACAGACGCAGACCUUUCCCGACGCUGUGACUGGCGGAGAACCCUGCGCCUAGCAGACCAUUUUUGGGCACGAUGGCUACGCGAGUACCUACCAACACUUCGGCAGAGAGGGCCCAACAACAACAACCUUUUAAACCUUGGCGAGGGUGAUGUGGUGUUGAUCGCCGACCCUACGCUUCCUCGUGGUUUGUGGCCGCUAGGAAGAGUAGCAAAAGUUUACCUAGGACCUGACGGAGCGGUCCGCGUGGCAGACGUCCACACAAAAGGAGGCGUGCUGCGCAGACCGGCCCGGAAGCUGAUUUUGAUGGAGGCCGCGACCCAGCCAGUGACCACCAGUGGUUAGUGUUCCACUGGGGGUCCGGUAUGUUGGCGACUGGCUGGUGCGCGACCUCCUUCAUAGUUUAAAAUUAUGUCACUUUCAAAAACUGUCCUCAUGUUAUGAAAUAGAAUCAAUCGGCAGUCAGUCUGCCUUCUGUCACGAAACUAAAUAAGCUUGUGUUUGUUUACCAAUAAUUAAAAUUAGUGCAUUUAUUACAUGUUUUCAUCAUUUCACGUCAAUAAUAACAGUCCACAACCCCGCUAG
This is a messenger RNA of Leguminivora glycinivorella, 801 nucleotides long. RefSeq lists its product as uncharacterized. Lineage: Eukaryota; Metazoa; Arthropoda; Insecta; Lepidoptera; Tortricidae. Bases 130 to 561 code for a protein of 143 amino acids. The record is from RefSeq and is a predicted model, not a curated record. The transcript has 2 exons.